Messenger RNA from Lates calcarifer (barramundi perch), 7192 nucleotides. RefSeq names its product RNA binding protein fox-1 homolog 3. Bases 845 to 2041 code for a protein of 398 amino acids. Gene Ontology annotation, molecular function: mRNA binding. NCBI's taxonomy places the organism in Eukaryota, Metazoa, Chordata, Actinopteri, Centropomidae. Gene Ontology annotation, biological process: regulation of alternative mRNA splicing, via spliceosome; nervous system development. The record is from RefSeq and is a predicted model, not a curated record. Gene Ontology annotation, cellular component: nucleus; cytoplasm. The transcript is spliced from 17 exons.
UGCAGAGUGUGUGAGUCGUGAGGCAGCCAGCGAGCUUGUGCGUUGUGCACCGUAGGAAUCUGCGCGACCGACUCUUGAGGCGUUUAAAUCGGAGACACCGGCAGACCAACUGGGGUGCAGGCAGCCCGCCGCCCUGACACCGCCGAGACUGACGCUCCCUCUCCCGGACUGACAGGCCAAUCGCAGGCCACCGCUCGCCCUCCCUCCAUACACAGCGCUCUCUCUCUCUCCCUCUCUCUCUCUCACUCACUCACACUCCCUCCUCCUCCUCUUCUUUCUCUCUCUCUCUCUCUCACUCUGGUUUUCAUUCCUUUGCGUUCAAUCCGUGCAUCCCCUCCUCCUCCACCUCCACCUCCUCCUCCUCCUCCUCCUCCUCACACCUUUUGGUCAGAAGAGGAAGAGGAAGCCCAGCCCAGGGAGAGACGCUGAGAGGAUGAAACUCUGACACGCCGACAGACCACAGGGAAACAAGAGCACAACUAUAAUUGCUAGAAGGAAGCGCCUAGGAAGGUCAGCCAAGAAUCCCGCCGUAGGUGCCAAAGUGAAAUCUACAGGACUACAAUUACUUGGACAGACUGAGGCGGCAGAGCAAAGUGAAUGACAGGAACUGGUUUGGUACAGUGCAGUGGUGACAUUGGACUUCACCCUUGACGUCAGCAACAAGUGAUUUCCUCACCUGCGACCUCUGACCUUUAACUUCUCGGACAGGUUGUAUCUGACGGAGGGACCGGUGCCGUCGCUCCCAUCCCUGCGCUCCUUCAACAACAACACUGGUUCAUCAGCACCUGUGGCAGCAGCAGCGAGUCGAGUGACCCAGCUUCAGCCCGACCGGCUUUACCUGUACAUGGAGACCCCCAGCUGGGCAGGAAACACGUUGUGUAAGUCAGGAAGCAUUGCUGUCUUCGGGAACGUGGUAUACAGCGGACUGCUGAACGAUCACCUCUGGCAUUUGGGAGUGCCCCUCUUUACAAGACUGGGUAACCAAGAGGCCACCAACCCCCCAGAAGCGAUGGCCCAGCCGUACACCCCAGCCCAGUACCCACCUCCCCCACAGAAUGGCAUCCCCGCAGAGUUUGCGGCACCGCACCCGCUCCCGACACAGGACUACACCGGGCAGAGCCGGGUUCCUGAGCACGCCAUGACCCUCUACACGCCCACACAGACGCACAGCGAGCCGGCCGGCACUGACAACAGCACGCCCGCCAUCACCGCCACCACGACCGCACCGGUCAGUGUCCUUCAUCACCUGCAAACACUGUUCUCAACAGACUGUCAGCAAACAGAUGAUGUGACGCAAACAGAGGGCUCUCAGCAGCUCCAGCUCCAGCACUCAGACUCUUCAGAGAAGCAGCAGCCCAAAAGGUUACAUGUCUCCAACAUUCCCUUCCGCUUCCGGGACCCUGACCUAAGGCAAAUGUUUGGGCAAUUUGGAAAGAUUUUAGAUGUGGAGAUUAUCUUUAAUGAGCGAGGAUCCAAGGGCUUUGGGUUUGUAACUUUUGAAACAAGCACAGAUGCUGAUCGUGCACGGGAGAAACUAAACGGUACAAUCGUAGAGGGACGCAAAAUAGAGGUGAACAACGCAACAGCACGAGUGAUGACAAACAAAAAGGUGGCCAACCCUUACACGAAUGGGUGGAAGCUGAAUCCAGUGGUAGGAGCUGUCUAUGGUCCUGAACUGUAUGCCGUAACAGGGUUUCCCUACCCUGCCACAGGCGCUACGGUGGCCUAUAGGGGUGCCCACUUGCGAGGUCGGGGGCGGGCUGUGUACAACACGUUCCGCACAGCUCCACCGCCACCACCCAUCCCAGCUUACGGAGCGGUGGUGUACCAAGAUGGCUUCUAUGGUGCAGAGAUCUAUGGUGGCUAUGCAGCAUACAGAUUUGCCCAGCCCACCACCACCGCUGCUUACAGUGACAGCUAUGGCAGAGUCUAUGCAACAGCAGACCCCUACCACCACACGAUUGGCCCUGCCGCCACAUACAGUGUGGGGACUAUGGCUAGCCUAUACAGAGGAGGGUACAGUCGCUUCACUCCCUACUAAAAGAAAGAAAAAAAGCGAGAAAAGACAGAGACAUUACCCCAACAAACAAACAAACAAACAAAAAAAAAACAAUCUAAAAAAAAAAAAAAACACAAAACAAGCGAACACCCGGUCCUUGGUGGGGAGCUAAAUCAAACUAAAAGCUUCCAGGUCCCCAUGCUGAGCCCCUCCCCUGACACCCUCUCAAGCCGAUAUUUCUACAACAACCUUUUUGAUGUCAUCAUUGGUCUGCUCUUGUUUUGUAUUCAUUUUGUGCUUUUGGUUUUCUUUUGGAAAGUUUUAUGCACAUGUGCAUUAUCUCGAUUGCUGUAUAUGGGUGCUGUGUCACCAUAACCAAUGUGAGCCUACUGCAGCACGCAUGAUGCAUGCUCAGAGGUGUGUGUAUGCAGCCGCUGUCAUCUGACUAAGAAUAUACUGGGGCAUUUUUAUAGUACAUAUAUACACACGACAAACAGGAAACACACCAGGUCUGAUCAGGUCGACACUGAUCCAUCCCAGUGAAUUACAGUUCUAACCUCUAUUUUCCAUUUAACACGCAGAAAUAACGAGUCCAGACGCUGACGAACAUGCCUUGGUAAUUCUUAGGUCAAAGACGGCACUGCUCUGACUGCUUCUGUUUUUCCUUUAAACGUUGGAGUGUCCUACUGUUGUGCACUUGCAGUGGAGUCUUACAAGCUGUACUAUGUUGGUAUGACAGCAUGCAGAGUAAAAGGGUCACGAAGGUCAGAUUUUACGUCUUGGACUCACAAUGCUCAUGUUCCAGCCCAGUCUCCUGCAAACUGCUGUACAUUUAUAUGCAACCACUCUGCACUGGUGCUUACGUUUUGGGAGAAAUGUAACACUGGCUGUGUGACGUUCAGGGACACAGUUGUGUAAAGCCAAAGGUAAAUAUAGGGGACGAUUACUUUUACUAUAAGAGGUCUCUGACCACGUCCUUUAAGACUUUAUGAGGCUGCUCCAGGAGUGUUUUCAUUGGCUGAAUUCUAAUAGCGAGGAGACGCAACUUCAUGUUGUGGUGGAUUCAAAAAUAUUUUAGAGUGGGCUUUGUAGGUUUCGCAGAUUCUAAUAUUAUAGUUCUGUCUGACGUUUUUGUGUUAGCAGUUGUGUGUCGAUUAGAUUGUGUAGCUGUAGUUCGUGACGUCCUAUUGGAAGGUGUUUCAAAUAUUUUGUUCAUAACAAUAAAAUGCUGUGUAACAUAGUGACAAAGUACAGUCUCAGUAGAGAGUGUAGCCUGUACAUAACAUUUAUUACAAAUCUGUUUUACUAGAUUAGUGCACUUAGCCAGUGAACUGAAAAAAGAGUUUUUAUAAUUAACCAAUAAUUUAAGUCAAAUAUGAAGGAAAAUACCCAAAAGUUACUGGUUCCAGCUUUUCAAAGGGAGGAUGUGCUGCUUUUCACUGCUGUGUUUCACUGGAAAUUGAAUGUAUUUUUGGGUGUUGGACUGUUAGCUGGACAAAACAAGCUCUGGGAGUUUGUGAUGGACAGUUUUUACUAUUGUUUUAGUUGCAGCGCUGGACUAGAUUAUGCAUGGGUUCCUAUUUUUCUGCUCAGUCAGCAUACAGCAUGUUUCCCCCAAAACGUAAUCGGUGAAAUGCAGAAUAGUUGCACAUGAGUUUCAUUUGCAGAAGAUAACGGUUGCGUAUCCUCACUAAUACACCGCGGCAGAUAAACUGUCCCAAACAUCCACUCACACACACAGAGUCAUGACACAGCACUGAGGUGGGUGAACCGGACAGAGGGCUGUUCUGCUACAAGUCACUGGUCUCUUUUUUAAGCAUUGCACAAAAUGUUUUACCUCAGGAUAAGCUAACUGAAACUCACAAACUAGAAUACAGUGCUAUUCACUCCUCAGCAGGCAGGAUAGUUUCAUUUCUAACACAACCAGCAGGUUUGUCCUCUUUGCAACACGGCUUUCUAGAAGAGCUGAUUUUUGAUUUUUUGUUUAAGCAGAGACCCCAAGAGAGGAUGAUAAAACAAGACUGUACUGUUGUUCUUUAUUAAAGCUACUGUAUUAUAUAAAAAAUAUACAUAUAUAUGUGUAGACAUAAACUGUAUAACACAUUUUACACUGUAUACACACACAAGUACAGUAUGAUAUAUUCUAAAAGCACCCAGGAGUUAGGGGACACAAUGUAAAUGUGUAGAGUGCAGCAGUGCUCGCCUCUUAGUCGACACACAGUCGUUGCAUUGGCUUCUAUUACAACUUUGUGCUACGUGAGGUGGAUUGAAAAGAAAAUCUCUGUGUAGCUACACUUAGCUGUCAAGAUUUCAGUGCAGCUAUGGAAACUCAAAGCUAUUGCCAAUAAUAUUUAAUUUAUAUGUACUCACAAAAGUGUUUGUGGUCUCAAAAGAAAAAAAUCUGUUUGUUGCACUUUAUUUGUUUUUUUUCUUUGUUGUUGUUUUUUCAAAUCCUUUCUGAGAUGUAACAUAUUUAUAAAAGUAUCAUAUACAGCUAGUUAUGUUUAGUCGAGAUGUUAAAAUGCUAUAGAGUAAUGUUGUAUAUCAAAAAAGAAAAUGAACCCAUUAUCUCAUGAGUCAAAGAAAAUCUUUAUGUGGGUAAAGAAACAUUGUUCUUCCUUUUCUAUGCUAGUACGUACGCACCGUUUGGGGUUUUUAUAUGAGUCGAAAACAAACUUUGAAUAUUAUUUUUACCAUUUUCAAAGGGGAGAACUGGUUUGUGCAUUUGUAGGAGUUUCUCAUAUAAACUCUGCAGCAGAGUACAUGUGUGGGUGUUCAGUUAGUGACCACUAUUAGUAAGCUAGACUGGAAUGAAGUAGAUUUUUUUGUUUGUUUAUUUUCUGAUCUGAAUGUGUGUGCCUAUGUGCUCUCUAUAUAUAUAUGCAUUAGAAUGUGUGUGUUUGUGUGUGUAAGGGAGACGAGAGAAAGAGGAAGUGAAUGCAGUUUGCUAACAUACUGUAGUUUACAGUAAGCUAACAGUUUAACGUGACUUCACUCUGAGUCCCUGUAAUAACAUUACGAUAGUUUAACUCUGACCUCAGACCUAUCAGUGGCAGGAAAAUAAAAAACAAACACGGUCCAGCUUUUCCUCGUUUCAAGUGAUGAAGAGCUGCUUUGGCUUUUUUUGACCUGUUUGGUCUCUUUAACUAUCAUCAGAGCAGAACGUGCUAAUGUUUUAGCAUGCAGUGUGUAAAGGAAACAUAAAGAGGGGUGGGUUAGAAGUGAGAGUGAGAAAAAAUGUCAGGUUUGUUGAGAACUUCUGAAAAGUCUUUAAAAACAAUAUCAAAAUGGUGCUAUGUCAUUGUGGAUGGGAUAAGUACAGAGCCUGAGAGAUGCUCAUGGAGAAAGUAAAAGGAAUGAAAAAGACGUUCCUAAUUUUUUGGCCACCUUACACAUGUACUUAUAUGCAGCAUGUGGACGACUACAAGUUAUAGAAAACAUCUUAACAACAAAACCCAAAACAACAUCACCAUGAUUUUCAGUCUCAAACAUGACGGUAUUAAUGAUCUAAUCAGCUAAAUCAUCUGUCAGACAUUCAUCAGCUAAUUUAAAUGACUACUGUUGAUACUAAACUAAUACUAAUUAUUAAUUUGCGCUCUUGAAUGUAUCAUUUCUGCUCAUAGAUCUAUAAAAUGUAAUGUUAAAUUAAUGUGACGUGUUUUUUAACAGAUGUCAGAGAUGACUGAAUGUUCCACAGGUUAAAUCUGAAGUUAAUCACUUAUCUCCAAUCACAAUCAAAUUAUUCAGAUACUAAUUUAACACAAAAUACUAAUUAAUGUGCAAAAGAAUUAAUAAUGUGUUCUUGAUCGUAUGUAGAUACAACACCCAACUGUGCUGCUUGGCCUCUAAAUGAGACAAAGACAGUGACCCAUGAAUUCUCCCUCCAGUCUUCAGCAUAAGUAACUAAACAUUAACUUAGAUGAUUCAAAUUUAGAUUUUUGUCCCAUAAAACUGAAAUUUUACAGCGUAAAUUAAUCCCAGUGAUUCAUGCUGCUGUACUUGACUUGUACAGUACUGUAUGUUAAAGCAUUAGCACAUGUAACGGCAAUAAUCUGACCCUCUGGGGGCUCACAGUUUGUUUUUGCUGAGCAGGCGGACCGAUGGGACAAACUCAAAGCCAGUAGCCUUCACUCGUUUUCAUCUUUUUAACCUCGUCAGAAAAAUAACAGACAGCUGCAGUUUGAAUGUGCUUCCUGAUGUUAAAGACCUGCUGGUCAGCUGCUCGACUAAAGGCGGACACUACACAAAACCAAACAUGUUUACAGAUGCACCUUGUGCUUUAUCCCAAGAGAUAUCUCAUCAUGAGGUUUCGUAACAGACUCAUCCACACUCUGACACUUUCCUACUGUCAUGUUAUUACAGGGACGAGUUUGAGUGUUGUCACCUGGAAUUGCUCCUAUCAGUCUGCACGGGUUUGUCUACAGUUUACAGAAAAAGUUCAAAUUAGCGUUGUUUAACUGUUUCGGUGUCAGCUUAUCAAGGCUUAAAUGUUAAAGACAUAAACAUGUAAAUAACUCUGGUAGUCAGUAUUGUAGAGGUCUGAGCCGUUUUAUUAUGCUUACAGUUAGUCAAGAGUAAUUUAAAUGUGAAUUUAUAAAACAAACACUUUGAUAUUUUUUGGUUUCGUUUGCUUUUGUUGUAUUCCAUAACCAGCUUAAUAUGCAACCAGACCUCUAUUUGAUCCAAACAUCUGUUCGUACUUAUUAAUAGUAGUAUUGAGAUACGUUUACAUAUCAGCAGAAAAUACUCUUUAUCCAUCAUUUAUAUUUACUACAAGUAUUCACUAAGCCCUGAUAAGCUGGCAGGUGCAUUUAUUAAUCCACCUAAAAGAUUUGUACAAAAAAGAACCAAGCAAAAAAGUUACAGUACCUGUAAAUACAUUUAAAUGUAUAUACACACACACUAUAUCGCAAUUCUCUGAGUAACUGUUUUAUAUGUAUUCCUAUAUGAAGUGGGGUUAUCUGUGUAUUUUCAAUUCAGCUGAACUUGUUCUUGAAUUGUAUGUAAUUUCUAUAAUGAGAAUAUAUUGUCUGAAAGGUGUAAAGUAAUUUUCUUUUGGAUUAAUUUCAUAGGUAAAAGUAUACUAUUAUGACUUUUUUUUCUUUCUUCAUGAAUUCUUUUUGUUGUCAAUAUGUGACAUAAGUAAUCUCUGAUUGUUUUGAGUGUCAGAAUAAAGCAGUUAUAAGACGAUUA